Brettanomyces bruxellensis is the source of this 1122-nucleotide messenger RNA. RefSeq lists its product as uncharacterized. Bases 1 to 1122 code for a protein of 373 amino acids. The transcript has a single exon. The record is from RefSeq and is a predicted model, not a curated record. Gene Ontology annotation, molecular function: oxidoreductase activity. Gene Ontology annotation, cellular component: mitochondrion. Lineage: Eukaryota; Fungi; Ascomycota; Pichiomycetes; Pichiales; Pichiaceae.
AUGUCUUCGUCCGUGCAAGUUCCACCAGUUGUGGAUGGUGCCAUCAAAACUGAGGCAUUAACCUAUUAUACAUUCAAGGAUCCAUUAAAAGUGGCAACUAUGGACUUGAAGCUUGAUCCUGCUGCGGCAAAGAGUGGCGAUAUUGUUACUCCAAAGCAGGUUUUGGUCCAGACAAAGGCCGCUUCGAUAAACCCGGUUGAUCUUUGCUUGAAGGGUCUUUCAUCAAGAUUUUACAAGGCAUCUGUCCAGAAGGUGAUGGGUGGCGAUUUUGCAGGACUUGUGGUUAAGGCAGGAGCUGAGUCUGGAUUCAAGGCUGGUGAUCGUGUCUAUGGUGACAUCAUAAAGCCAUUUAGCUCGACAGGUGCAUUCUCACAAUAUCUCUUGUUUGAACCUGCAAGCAUUAUGUUCUGCAACAAGAUUCCUGAGGGAAUGACUUAUGAGGAGGCUUCUUCCCUUUGCAUUGCAUCAGGAACAGCUUUCGAGGCUUUGAAGACCCAUAAAAAGUCUCUUAAAGGAGGAAAUGUCUUGGUUUUGGGUGGCGGAACGUCUGUCGGUUCUCACACCAUCCAGUUUGCAAAAUACUUCUUUGGUGCCAAGCAUGUUGCUGCCACAUGUUCGGCAAAGUCUACUGAGAGGGUUAAGAAGUUCGGCGCUGACAAGUUGAUUGACUACAAGAAGGGUAAGACAAGUGAGAUCAACGAGAUUCUUGAAAGUGUCAAGGAGUAUGGAAAGUUCGAUAUUGUUGUGGACUCUGUGAGGGACCCAAUUUUGUACGGAUACUUGGACAGUACUUUGAAGACUAAGGAAGAGGGUGGAAUUUUCACCCAGAUUCAGGGUUCCAAGUCUGUUAACUACUCUAAGAUUAUCGUGUCGGACUUCCUUCCUCAAUGGCAAUACAUUGUUGAAUAUAUCAAGGAGAAGAUUGGCCUCUCUAAAUUCCAGUUCUUCAGUCUUUUGGAGACCCCUGAUAAAGAGUAUGGUCCAGCAGUUGAGAAGCUUUGGAAAGAAAACAAGUUUGUUGUGACUUUGGACUCGGUCCACGAUUACAAGACCGAUUACGAGACUGCAAUAAAUAAAGUUGCCUCAGCUUCUUCCCAGGGUAAGGUUGUUCUUAAGUUCUAA